Molecule: messenger RNA, 2379 nt
Organism: Macrosteles quadrilineatus (aster leafhopper)
Lineage: Eukaryota; Metazoa; Arthropoda; Insecta; Hemiptera; Cicadellidae
Product: pentatricopeptide repeat-containing protein 1, mitochondrial
Exons: 12
Coding region: 290-2203 (637 amino acids)
Biological process (GO): tRNA 3'-end processing
Cellular component (GO): mitochondrial matrix
Molecular function (GO): tRNA binding; protein binding
Source: RefSeq, a predicted model, not a curated record
GAGAACAGGCUGCGUGGAACAAUUUAUCCAAGCCUUGAGCCUGCUCAGAAUAAGAAAAGCAAGAAAAAAACCCAUAACUGUGUCACCACUAACAGUAACUAGUCAAAUCAAAUCAAAGUCAACAUAAAACAUACUCAACUAGUCAACUCAACCUAACAAAACAUAACGGAAGAAGAGGUUAUGUUUGUGUAUUUAGAAUUUUAGAUUUUGUUUAAAGUUUAAACCAAUUCAAAGGGUUGGUUGGUAUUUACGUUAAUACGUAGACAUUCAGCAAAAACUUAAACCAAAAAUGAAUUCACACUGUACUAAUACAAGUUUAUUUUUACUAAGACUUGUCAGAAGAAAUUACCUUACAUUCUGUAAACGGACAGCAUUUGAAAACCACCAUCAAAACUUUAGUAGAAAUGUCGUAAAUUCUGCUAAGACAGAAUCAUUAAAAAAAGUUAAAGAAAAAGUUGAAAAAGAAAGGACUGUUGGAGAUGGUACUGAUGAUAAAUUGAAAAGUUAUUUAUCUUCUGACAAGCAUAAUCCUGAUAGCUUUGGUACCUUAAGUAAGGAUUGGAAAACCUAUCAGCAACUUCAAAAUCUACCUGAAGAAGAGGAUGAUAUUGUCGUCAAAGAAUAUGUGUAUGGUGAUGAAAAUAAAACUAGACUUACCAUCAAUCAAUAUGGCAGGAUCAUUAAGAAGUUUUUAGAACAAAAAAAGGUCAGCCAAGCAAUUGAUGUUCUUGAAACUCGAAUGUUAAAAGAGGAUCUUGUUAAUCCUGACAACUAUAUUUACAAUUUACUGAUAGGAGCUUGUGGAAAUGUUGGUUACACAAGGAAAGCAUUUAGUCUCUAUAAAAUGAUGAGGGGUCGUGGCUUGAAAGUGACAGGUCACACAUACACAGGUUUGUUCAAUGCCUGUGCCAACAGUCCAUACCCUGAAGAUGCUCUCCUCCGAGCGCAGCAUCUCAGAGUUACGUUAGUAGAAAGAGCUUUCCUAAUGAAUCAGACUCUAUACCACGCCAUGAUCAAAGCUUUUGGGCGUUGUGGGGACAUACAAACAGCCUUUGAACUGGUAGAUGAAAUGAUCGAAAAGAAGAUAAUGGUGACAGGUGAAACGUUUAACUUCUUGUUGCAGGCUUGUAUCACUGACAAGUCAGCAGGAUUUAGACAAGCACUACUGGUCUGGCGCAAGAUGUUGGACAAGCGAGUGAGGCCGAGCUUGUUCUCUUUCAACCUCCUGCUACGUUGUAGCAGAGAUUGUGGCAUGGGAGAUGAUACCUCAACGGAGUUAGUAGUACAGGUCUUGCUACAGGCUGGCCAGAAGAAUUCCAAUAGGUUAAAGUUGACGGCUCCCUCAGAACAGCUAGAAAGCCAGAUGACAGUAACUGAAGACUCAGGACAGAAUGUGCCCAACCUAAUCUCUCCAAAGCCGACCAUGGGAGAUGUUGUGGUUAUGAAGAGAAUUGCUUCACCUGAACACAGGUUGCUGUUGAUGGGUGGCAGUUCAGGUGUCCUAGACCUUAUGGAGAAAUUUAAUGUGAAACCAGACAUUAAGACUUUCACUCAACUCCUGGACCAGAUUCCAUCUACACUCUCUGCUGAAAAUGAUCUUCUUUGUAGAAUAAAACAGGCAAACGUUCCAAUUGACUGUGAUUUCUGCAACAUGCUGAUACGCAAGAGAGCAUUGCGUGGCGACUAUGAAAAUGCAAAGUGCACUCUAAGGCUGAUUUAUGAGGAGAAACUGAAACCAAAUAUGUUGACCUUUGGAGUAUUAGCAAUGGCUUGUCAGGACCUCACCUCUGCUCGUCAACUGCUAAAUGAUAUCGACAAGUUCGGCUUUCGCCCAAACAUUGAGACUCUUGGAACUUUAGUGAAAAAUGCAUGCUAUGGAAGAGACUGUGACUUCAUCAUAGAAAUAAUGAAAGAAGUAGAAAAAGUAAACUUGAAGCCUAAUACACAGUUUCUUAAACACCUUGAUAAAUUCUACAAAUUUGCUACAAGAGUUUUAAAGGAAAAGCUCACAGACGACACAGGAGUGUUGAACGGGGAAAAGUUUGAUCAGUUUGUUAAGCUCUACCAAGUAUGGAGACGUGAAAUGAAACCAGACGAUCACCCCGACCCUUGGGAACAGUUCAAGAACAGACCCUUUGAAUCUGAAGACCUUGAGCUCAUGAAAUACAAAAGCAUUUACAGAGGCAGAAACGCAAAAGAAUAGGCUUCUCUGUGAACACUGAACAUAAUUUUUUAAUUUGUAUUAAAUUGUAAUCUGGAUGCACAAGACUUCUCACCUUGUAUAGCUUCUUCUGUAUAGCUUUGUAAAUAAUUUGCAUUAUAAAUACAGGCUGAAUAAAUAAAAACCUUAUUGAAGAGUAUUUUUUAAUGAAAACAUAG